Aptenodytes forsteri (emperor penguin) is the source of this 5046-nucleotide messenger RNA. It is a transcript of the gene PCNP, whose product is annotated as PEST proteolytic signal containing nuclear protein. The transcript has 6 exons. Gene Ontology annotation, biological process: proteasome-mediated ubiquitin-dependent protein catabolic process; protein ubiquitination. The record is from RefSeq and is a predicted model, not a curated record. The coding region runs from base 1 to 597 and encodes 198 amino acids. NCBI's taxonomy places the organism in Eukaryota, Metazoa, Chordata, Aves, Sphenisciformes, Spheniscidae. Gene Ontology annotation, cellular component: nucleus.
AUGGCGGCCGCCAGCGCUGCAUGCAGACGUCGUUCUUCUCUCCAAAUAGAACAGCACAACGGCUCCCUCCCCACCUACCCCAAUUGUCCUAUGCCCUUUAUAGCUCCUUCAGCAAGACCUGAAGAAGAGGCAGAAAAACCUGUGAAAACUAAGACUGUUUCUUCCAGUAAUGGAGGAGAAAGUUCGAGUCGCAGCGCAGAGAAACGGGCAGCUAAUGAAGAAGCUGAAGACUUCACCACAAAGCCUGCUCCUGCCAAAAUGUCCAAGUUUGGAUUUUCCAUAGGCAGUCAGACAGCAAAGAAGGCAUCUGCAAUAUCCAUCAAACUAGGAGCAAAUAAGCCUAAAGAGCCUGUUCCAACCCUUGCUCCAAAAACCCUUUCUGUAGCAGCAGCUUUCAAUGAAGAUGAAGAUAGUGAACCAGAAGAAAUGCCUCCAGAAGCCAAGAUGCGCAUGAAGAACAUUGGAAGGGAUACACCAACCUCAGCAGGACCAAAUUCCUUCAAUAAAGGAAAGCAUGGUUUUUCUGACAACCAGAAGCUAUGGGAACGAAAUAUAAAAUCUCAUCUUGGAAACGUCCACGACCAAGAAAAUAACUAAAUGAUGUGGAUUGAGAGUUGGGUGUUUGGGGGGAGGGGAGGGUGUAACGUUAAAGGAACAGUUUCCUUUUUUAAGAAUGGCAUAAGACUAUCUUUGGAGCCACUUUUUUAAGAUUUUGAGUGGUACACUAAUAACUGAGUUUGAAAUUAGAGGUAAUUUAUGUUUUGUAUACAGAUUUCAAGGCAUUUGCUAAUUUUGUAGUUCCAUGUGAUUAGUUUCAAAAGGUUACAGAUAAUAAAAAAAUUGGAGUGGUACCUUUUUAAGAUUUUUUUUUUUUGUCAGUGAUUAAUUAAGGUGGAUGAAAAAGGUUACUGUCUCUUUAAUCAGGUUAACAUUGAAUGCUCUGGCAUUCUCACUUCUGGCUCCCUCUUCAUAACAGGAGAAACAGUUGAGUCCUAGGAAUACUGCUAAAGAAAGUGAGGAUUGUCUUGUGCUAGAAGUGUUACGACUAUUAAUUUGAAUAUAAACUUAUGCAGGAAAUGAUAAGAACCUGGAUUUUUUUUCUCCCUGCAGUCACCUUUUGUUAAGUCUCUGCAAACUAGGAAUUAUGUUGCUCUGAGUGGCUCUGGUAACUUAGCUCUACUUUUGUUUAAAACUUCAUGUAGGAUGUGUAACCUUCUGUGGCCCAUUUCACCUUAAGGAAAUGGGCCUUGUCUGUAUAUUAGAUACAGUCUGUAAAGAAUAUUCACUGCAAAGGUGAAUCAGUAUUUUCAGUGUGCUCCUUUUAAAUCAUUAGCCUUGAGUAGUGCUUGUUAGCAUUUCCUUGUGGUACACAAAAGCCACCACCAAAAAAGACAAGCUAGUGUACAUUAAGCUUAACAUUUUGUUGAAAUAUUUUUCUUUACUAUGCCUAGAAGGAAUAAAAGCCACACCAAAAAUCGGUAACUCACUGCUUAAGUAUGAAAAAUCUAAGAUGCACUUUCCCUCUCUUGCCAUUUAAAAAAAAAAUGCCUUGAUGCCUGUGACCUCAGUGGACACUAUCAGGUUAAAGAAGAAUACUGUAUUUGCAGUCCUAAUGCUUCUAACAAGUGUCAACUUCAGAAAUAAAACUACUUUUUCCUACCUGCCUGCCUUUCACAGUAAUUUUCAACAACCACAUUAGUCUGGUCAGUUUAAUUUCCUAGCUUUCAUACUGCAGAACAGUGCUGUAAGAUUUCAAACCUAGUAAGGACUGUCUAAAUUUCAGUCUAAUUCAGAUUGCAUGUUUUUAAACCAUUUUACUAGCAGUAGCAGAACUGGUUAAGCAAAAAGUUACCAGCACAUCCCCCCCACCCCAAGCAAACAUUUUGGGUUUUUUUCCAGGUUAUUUUUAAUAAUAAAUUCAGGUUAUUUUUAAACUCAAAUACCUGAUAGUGUUGACCACUAAAUUAAUUUCAGCCUGGAACUGGUUGUAGAAUUCAAUGAGUUAAUUGCUUUCAUCCUGCCUCUAAAACCUUUCUUCAUGCUAAAGUUGAACCUGUGAGUGCAGAAAGGAAAGUGCAUCUUGAAGUGUAUUUUUUUUCUUUUUUUAUUUUAGGAAAGCUCUGACCACUUAAGACUUUUGAGUUUGUAAGUUCUAAAAAAUAUUUUUUUGUAUUUUUGUAUUGUAUGUGUAAUCUUUUUUUCUUUUGAAGUCUGAUGCAGUUGAAUACCUGUAACUAUUUUCUUUAAAAGCCUUGUUAUAAACAUAACAUAAAAAUGUAUACAUUUUUUUUUUUUCCAUAGCAGAAAUCCUUGGUUUAUUUAAAACAAAACACACUUUCGAAACUGACUUUCAGGACUUCCAAAAUUGAUUUGGGCAUUACUGGAACUAGGCAAGGCAAAAUGAAGCAUUUACUUUUCACUUAUUUUUAUCACGUGUGGUUAUGUUUGUCGAAAUAUAUCCCUUUAAGAUAGUGGUAAUUCACAGUGAAUAACUAUUUUAUCUUGCUCCUUAGUAGUUACUUGAUACUGUCUCAGUCACUUCAAUUAGGAAAAAGCAAAAGGGAACUUUGAGUAAGAAUAAGAGGAUGACUUUGAGACCUGUUCUUUUUUUAGUUAACCUGCCACCAACAAUGUCUUCUGCAUCUUUGGCUGAAGUAGACAUUCAUUUCAACAGAAUUUCCUAGUACUUCAAAGUUCUUUAGGAAAUUGCUAGGCAGAACAGCAGACACGCUAGGAAAUACCUUCCAUGCAAGCGAGAGAGCUAAAGUUGUAUUUAUCUUACAUUUAUUGACCGUGGGAGUAAGUACAUUUAUAGACCUUGUGAGAGACUGCAGCAGCUUCUAGGUCUCAGCUGAAGGUGAGCAGAGAUCCUGCCUCACUCGAUGUACGAGUUCUGUUCCUUCUCAGUGCUUCACGGAAGAAAAUCGAUCAGGAUGGCCUGAAUCCACUCAGGACUGAGUGCCUAACAAGCUUGAUCUUGUAGCUGCAAGGGUGUCUGCUGGUGUUUAAUGUCUGACGCGUGCAGGAAAGAACUGAUCUGAAAGGUAUUGUCAAGGCAAAUGUUAGCUAGAACUUCACUUGAAGUUCUAGGCUUUUGUUACAAUAGUCAUGGUCUUUGCAUGAAGAUAGUCUUGGGGGUGUGUGUGUGUUAUUUUUUCGUUCUUUUUCUAAGAAUACUUGGGAAUCCUAAAAUUCGUGGUAAACUGCCUGAUUUAGCUAUUUUAAGUGCUUCCAGGAGAUAUGCUGAGACCUUUAGCUGCUUAGUAUAGCAAGGUAUGUAUACCUAUCGGUGGUUGAAAUGUCUGUCCGUGUAACUUGUGCAGUUUUAUCUCAGAAGGCUUAUGCUUGCUUAGCGGUAAAGCUUUACUUAGCACCUGAACAGCUUGCAAAACAUGCAAGACGUUAGGUGAAGAUAUAAGUAGUUACCCGGUAACCUUCUCUGUGCCACCCUGCAGCUAGGCUGCUUUUGAGCCUGCUGGGUUGUGGAUGGAUCUAAACUCAUCUAAUGCUAACUAUAUUAAAGUAAUAAUAAUAAAAAAAAGCACAAACUAAAAAACAGUGCAGACACCUGCUAGUGGCAGCGUUUCAGGCACUCCUGGGUGUAGCCCCUUAGACACCUGAUUUCGUUCCUUUAAAAGCGUAGGAGGUGCACUGUCCAGAUUCUCAGCAUCCGUAUUUUAUCAGCAGACAGAAGUACCCAACCAGCCUGUCUGUAAGGUGACUGAUGGAUGCUAUUUUAAUUUCAUGGGCUUACUCCCAUGUCACCGAUGACCCAAGUACAGUAUUCAGCCAACUUUGACAAACCCAACUAUCGUGUCCUAACGUGACCGCCACCGCAGCAGCCACAGCUGCAUUCAGGCCUGAUGCGCUUGAUCUCUGUCUCUGCCAGAUUCGUAGAGCACCUCCUUGUCAGAACUCACGCGGCUGCGCUGAGUUCUGUCUGCUGGGGGUGACUCUACCAAGGCUUUCAUGGUGAGGAGACUUGGAGGAAAAGUCAGCUCUUGAGAAAAUGGUGGCUUCUGCUUCCUGAAGAGGCAAACUGAGGUUUUAAACUAUUGGAAAUCACUGGUGUAACCAGAACUCUGUCUAGGCUGCUGUAAGGUGAGAAGAUUAAUCUGUUCGGAGAAGCAACAGAAUUUCAAGAAGGCUUUUUAUCUGUGUGGUUAGUAGCCUUGACAGGUGUUCUGCAAAAAAAAAAUUGGGGUUUUUUUUAAUUCAUUAUAAAAUUGUAAGUUGAGGAAUGCUGAGUAGUUCUGCCCUCAAGCUGCAGAAUGGAAGGUUACAUUCUAAAGUCACCAUAAUUUCUCUAGUUCCUCUGCCAAGAGAUGCUAGAACACCAUAAAAAUUGGACAACUAACAAUUUGCUUUUUACUCUAGCCUAUUAACACCUUCCUGAUUUCUUCUGGUUUUAUUAACGAAGGGAUCUCCUGCUGUUCCCUAAUUUUGGUAUAUUGGCAUCUUAAAAAAGACUAUGUAGUGCUUGCUUGGAAAGCUACUUGUGUUUAGUCAUUUGGAGCCGUUGCCUCAGGAUAGAUGCAUAGUUAUCCAUAGAAUUAAAAGCAUGAAACGUGAACUGUUCACUUGAACUCUGUAUACGGCGUGUUAAAUUUCUGUUGAUAAACGUCCAUUUAAAAGUCUGGAGUGGUGGGCAUCCAGGCAAAAUUUAGUUACCAAAGCAAACCUUUAAGCUCUACAGUGCACACCUUUUGUGGUAUAGAUACAUAUAUGCCAGCUACCCUUUAGGCUAGGUAGAGUGCGUAAGAGUGGCGGUGACUGUCAGAGCUAGCAAUUAAGAGUACGUAUUUUUUGAUUCAGUGGCAUAUAGUGAGAUCUUAAAAACCUUUGCUAAUCUUGUGACAUAGUUCUUAAAUUUGGUUCUUGGGGAUUGGAUUUCCUGACGAGAUGGAUGCACAAAUAAAGCAUUUGUGGUUCUGUAGUGAGAGCUCCACUGAAACUUGACAUCAUGAGCCUAUGUUUAUGUUUUCCUUGCAGUACAAGUGUAUUAACUUAAGGUAAUGCAAGUCAUAAUAAAAACAUAAUUAUCUC